Komagataella phaffii GS115 is the source of this 1092-nucleotide messenger RNA. RefSeq lists its product as hypothetical. The record is from RefSeq and is a predicted model, not a curated record. Lineage: Eukaryota; Fungi; Ascomycota; Pichiomycetes; Pichiales; Pichiaceae. Gene Ontology annotation, molecular function: DNA-binding transcription factor activity, RNA polymerase II-specific. The transcript has a single exon. The coding region runs from base 1 to 1092 and encodes 363 amino acids.
AUGUCUUUGAUUCCAGAGAAGAAGCUUUUCGACGACAAGCUCUUGAUCAAACCUUGGCUACAGUCUCAGUUGAUAGUGAAGGGAAUCAACAUAGUCAUCGAGAGGUCUGAUGACUCUAAGAUUGUUUUCAAAUGCAAAAACAGCGGCGUUUGUGGAACUGAUGAAGAUCAUGUGCACUUUGCCAUCAAGCAACGCAAACGUGCUAACCGAGUGAAAGGCUUGUCUGUCUCAGAGAAGGAAGACAACGAGCGAUUUAUUAGCAGUGAAAAAAAGAAACUUAAAGAUUUAAGAAAGAAGCACAACUGCCCAUUUAGGAUACGGGCAAACUUCUCCUUGAGGUCGAAGAAAUGGUCUAUUGUGGUGGUAAAUGAUGAGCAUAACCACCCAUUGUACCCUAUUAUUGAUGCAAAAGAGAUCGGAAGAAGGAACUCAGAGAAGGACAUUGGUCAUCACCAUCUUCCUCAACACACAGAUGACCGAGACGAUUUUCAGCAAACACAGCAACAACAACAACAACAACAGCACCACCAGAAUACGUCGUCCUCUUCCUCUUCAACAUCUCCAACCCCUUUCGAUAAACCAUAUCAGUCUUACUUGGCUCUGCCAAGUAUUAGCAAGGAGGCAUCCAACAUUUCAUCUCCUCUGAACAACAACAACACCAGUAACAAUAAUAAUAAUUCUACGAUGGCUAAUAAUACCAAUACUGCUGACUUGAACAUCAGUAAUAUCCAAAGAAUCAACAAUUUACAGUUAGAGCUGAAUAACUUAUUGAUUCAGCUGAAUAACAGUAACUAUUCGUUACUCAAUUCAUCCACUAAGCUUUCCCAUAAGGAGGAUAUCUAUUUGAAACUGAUUUCCAUUCUGAAAGACUCUUUGAUGCAGGAAAGUUUAAACUACAGCUACACGGUUUCGACCUCACCUGGUGUGGGGUCUGGCGCUACUCCAACGAACCAGAAUAAUAUUCUUCUUCCAUCUUUACAACCAAUUAGAUCCACUUCAAACCAAUCCUAUAAUUCGUCUUCUGCUCCUCAGAAUCACAUAUUUUCUAACUAUAUUGCGGGAACUCAUGACAACGCCUUUAUGAAGUUCUAG